Molecule: messenger RNA, 1062 nt
Organism: Talaromyces proteolyticus
Lineage: Eukaryota; Fungi; Ascomycota; Eurotiomycetes; Eurotiales; Trichocomaceae
Exons: 1
Coding region: 1-1062 (353 amino acids)
Source: RefSeq, a predicted model, not a curated record
AUGACCGGUAAUUCCGGGCGCCGAGGACGUCCUCCAAAGGAUGACACAGCCGUCAAUUACAGAAGCACUUACAAUGACUUGUCUUCAAAUAGAAGUAAAGAAGACAACCGAAGUGGUCGAAAAGGGCAGCCAUCCCAUUGCGUUGACCAUCUACCGCAGGCCCCGGGUAAUCAAAGUUCAGAUUACUUGUUCGGUUUGUCACCAGAGACAUUCGGGCUAUCUUCCUUGUUAUUUGAAGAGAAAUUAUCGGUCCCAGCCGAUUUGUCAUCGCUCCGUUUGCCUAGUCUGAGUGAUAUGACCACAGAUGAUCCAGAUACAGCCGCUCCUGACGGCCACCUAGACAGACCCUUAUCCUUCCCCAAUACUCCAUCCGAUUUUUUCCCGACCACAUUGCUCAUAGAAAUUCUGGGGGGUAUUGCACAACAAUUCGCUGGCUUGGUGAUGUAUCCGUGGGAUCCAACCCAGAUGCGGAUCUUACGACUCCAGAAUUUCAUCGACCCAACCGCCGCACCUAUAUCGCCCGGGCCAUUGAGAAAUACAUUAUUUCUGAUGUCAAGGUUUACAAUGGCUUUGCAAGCAAUAGCCCCCAAAGAUGGUUCGCUCGAAAGGGCCAUGUCGACAAAGGAGCCUCUGCCCAUAUCAACUAUUUUGCUACUCCUAUCUACUUAUCUUGAACUGAUCCGGCUUCUCGAUACCAUUCUCAAGGUCAUCAGGGAUUAUCUACGGCAGAGUAUAUCUAUUGAUAAUAGCAUGUCUUCGCUGUAUUUUUCAGCGUCACAACAGGAGACCUCCACUUCAUGGCACUCCCCUAUCGCUAUAAUGAUCCCGGCCUUUGAAACUCAAUUGGGUUUAAUUGAGAGACUAAUUGGGUUUCCCUCUACGUACAGAAUUUGGAGUUUUGAGGACUCUUAUCCGGGACUUAUAGGUGGAAUUGAGCCUUCCGCACUGUUGGAUGCAGUUAUGGGCCAGUCAAAUUGUAUUGCGAAUGGACUAGGCAUGAGCCAAGUGUCAUCAUUGAAGCAAAACAUAGAACAUAUUCAUUUGUUGCUGUUGCCAUAUUGA